Messenger RNA from Malus domestica (apple), 2647 nucleotides. RefSeq names its product solute carrier family 40 member 3, chloroplastic-like. Gene Ontology annotation, biological process: iron ion transmembrane transport. NCBI's taxonomy places the organism in Eukaryota, Viridiplantae, Streptophyta, Magnoliopsida, Rosales, Rosaceae. Gene Ontology annotation, cellular component: membrane. The record is from RefSeq and is a predicted model, not a curated record. Gene Ontology annotation, molecular function: iron ion transmembrane transporter activity.
AAGAUGAGACGUAUAGAAAUACCACUUUGAACUGUCCGCCAAGCGGGACUCAGGAAACACCAUACAUGGAUAAGGCCAUGUAACCAAGCUAAAACCCACAGAAAAUAUGCCCCAGAAAAUAAUUGAAAUGGUCAGUUUUAUAUCACCAAAUCCCUCUCUUUCCAUUUACUCACAAAAAUUCCACCCCUAAAAUCCUAAUUUUUAUUCAUAGUUCAUGGAGUCUGAGAGGAACCAAUCUGGGAUUGUCAACAAUUCUGCAAGGCAAACUCAAAACAUCAGAAAAAUCUUGAUUUAUCUGCACCAAGUUCCUCUCUUUUGAAUUACAACCCUACAACACAGAAACAAUUAACCCCAAAAAACCAAACUUUAAGAUUCUUGAGGUUGCCCUCUGGGAUUCUCUGAGCAAACUGAGAAACUGAGCAAAAGGGUAGCUUAGUUGUGGAGUCUGCAUGAGUGGGCAAGAACCCAACUGGGAUUUGAAGCUUUGGAGCCAGCAGAAUCAAUGGCUUUGGGUUGCGGUUGCGGGGUUACUCUCUCACAGUAUUAUCUCUCCAAUUCAUCUACUAGCUUAUUUUCUGCUUGCCGUGCUUCUGUUUUAUCGAGGCAACCAAGGCCUUCCUCUCGAAUUCGCUAUCGAAUCGAUUCUCGCAGGUGGUUGGGUUUGAGGCACCUAUCUGUGGGCUCUCAGAGCAGAUUCGACAGUUUUAGUUCAAGGUGCUCAAUAACCAACACCGAUGCACACUUCAGCCACGUGGCUACUGACAAUGAGGUCCAGGAGGAAUCAUCCAUUGCAGAGCCUGGUUGCUCUAGUUGCUCGGUCCCAAUUGUUGAUAUGCUGGACACUGAAUCUUUGAGUUUACUAACUGAAGAUACUUAUGUAGAUUGUCUUUUGACGACACUGCCAGUUUUAUCAAAAGAGGAGCAACAUACACUUGCAGCUACUCCAGCCCAUCCAAUGGGAUUAUAUGCUUUUUAUGCUAGUUGUCUAGCUGGAAAUUUAGUGGAGCAAUUUUGGAAUUUCGCUUGGCCCUCUGCUAUCGCAUUGAUAUAUCCAAGCCUUCUACCGGUGGCGUUCAUAGGUUUCUUUAGUAAGCUUGCGAUAAUUGCUGGAGGCCCCUUAGUUGGCACACUUAUGGAUCAUUUCCCCAGAGUACCUGCGUGUAACUGUCUUAAUAUUAUCCAGGCAGCUGCUCAGUUGUUAUCUGCAGCGAUGAUAAUCCAUGCGCAUUGUGUUCCUCCUUCUGCGUCAUCCCUUCUUCACCGCCCUUGGUUCAUUGUACUUGUACUAGCUGGGGCUGUAGAGAGGCUAUCUGGUGUCGCAUUGGGGGUCGCUAUGGAGCGUGAUUGGGUGGUGCUGUUGGCAGGAGUGAACAGGCCUAUUGCGCUUGCCCAAGCAAAUGCUGUUCUUUAUCGAAUUGAUCUUCUUUGUGAGAUUGCUGGUGCAUCCCUAUUUGGCAUUCUUCUAUCAAAGUAUGACCCAGUAACAUGCUUGAAAUUUUCGGGAGGUUUGAUGGUGUGGUCGUUGCCUUUUGCCAUUGUUCUCACAUGUUUGACCAACAAGCUUUCUAGCGGGGUUCUUGACCGCCCAAAAUGUUCGCAAACUUGUUGUAGAACAUCCACUGAAGUAUCUCUGUUUGAUACCAACGACAUAGUGGAUAAAGGUGUGGCAGCUAUUAAACUUGGAUGGAAGGAGUACAUGCAGCAACCAGUUCUUCCUGCUAGCCUAGCAUAUGUGCUGCUCUAUUUUAAUGUUGUACUCACUCCAGGCAGUUUGAUGACAGCAUUUUUAACGCAAAGUGGUCUAAAUCCAUCUAUUAUUGGGGGUUUUAGUGGACUAUGUGCUUUUAUGGGUGUUGCAGCGACAUUUGUGUCUGCAAGCCUCGUCAGGCGACUUGGCAUCUUAAAGGCAGGAGCAGCUGGAUUAAUAUUUCAAGCUUCACUUCUCACCGUUGCUGUUGCUGUUUAUUGUAGUGGAUCUUCCUCCCAGCAGAGGCCCCUUCUAUUCUUCUUGUGUUUGAUUGUAUUAUCAAGGCUGGGGCACAUGUCAUACGAUGUUGUGGCAGCACAGAUUCUUCAAACUGGGAUUCCAUCGUCCAAAGCAAAUAUUAUCGGCACAACAGAAGUUGCUGUUGCUAGUCUGGCAGAGUUUACAAUGUUGGGAAUUGCAAUAAUCGCCAAUGACGUGUCACAUUUUGGCUUUCUAGCAGUUCUAUCACUCCUAUCAGUGGUUGGGGCGGCGUGGAUGUUCUGCCGAUGGUUGUUGAAUCCAACAGAUGAGCAAAGAAGUCUUUUCUCUUUCGAUGCUCGGUGUCAAUAAUUUGAUUUUUACUUUCUGUGGCCCUGGUGCAAAGGCUGUUCUACGUUAUUCAGAAUCAAGAUAUAGCACUACCUUUUACAAUGCCCAUGUUUUUCUAUCAAUAGUACAGUGAGGUAUAUUUUGUCGCUCAUGGUCGCAGUUCAUGUGUUUUAUUGGCUGUAGUGUAGAAUCUGUAACGCGCCUUUGAAUAAUAUCUUUGUUCAUACGUUUUAUUGGUCGCAGUUCAUGCGCUUAUAUAGCUACAGCUGGCUCAACUUUGUACAUACAUUUUGAAACAUUUGUAAAGCAUUGAAUUUAUUCAAAAUCUUUGUUCCCUGGCAAUCAUGCUUU